Amoebophrya sp. A25 is the source of this 1518-nucleotide messenger RNA. The record is from the annotation of a GenBank genome assembly. Lineage: Eukaryota; Dinophyceae; Syndiniales; Amoebophryaceae.
GAGGAGCUGUGGGUAAGCUAUCAGCGUAUCAAUAGUUGCUUCGCGGAUGUGGUCAUACGGACGAGUCAUCACACCGAUCUCUUCUGGAUCCAGGACUACCAUCUCCUCAUGCUCCCGCAGUACCUCACGCGGAAAAUACGGAAGGCAAAGUAGGGCGGAACCAUGUUCUUUUGUGACACUAUAUAUUAUAACUUAGAUAUGACAGGCUAGAAGGUAAAUGAAUGAAUGAAUGAAUGACAACAUAUAACUUAGAUUGAUAAACAGUUGUCAUAUCAGUCAGAAGCUUAUUAAUGUACUUAGAUGGACAGACUGUCACAAGAAAGUGACCGUACUAAGGUAAAUCAAAAAGAGCGUUCAUAUCAGAAGCAUAUUAUAGAUAGAUAGAUAGAGAGACAGACAGACAGACAGUUACAACAAGAAGGUGACCGUACGAAGGUAAGUCAAAAGAACCAACAAUUUUUCUACUUAUGGGCACGAGCUAAGUAAGUACUUGAUGAGGCCGUUGUAUGUACAUCUAAGAGAUUGAUUAUCUGCUGCAAGGAUGUCUUAAUCAAAAUCAUAUUCAAGAAGUCAGCAUUAUCCAGUCUCCAUUCUACGCAUGAUUAUUGCCUAUCCUGCCCUUGACGUUCAUCAUUCCCCUUCCUCUCCUUCAUUCCUCUAUCGGCUUGUACCUGCACACACCGUUCCCGAGCUCAGACAUUUUCAAGUGUCUCCCAUGGCGGGAAGAAAUACUACGUGCGAUGCUAUGCGCAGAUCUUGUAGGAUUUCAGUUUUUCGAGUAUGUCCGCAAGUUCUUCAUCACUGUAAAAAAGUUCUUGGGACUCGACUACCAAUUUCUGCGCUACGGGCAGAUGGCAGUGGAAUACGGCGGCAGGAAUGUAAUUUAUGACCAAGGAAUUUGGAAGAGUGCUUGAGGAAAUGGGUGUGCCCAGUCCUGGCUGAUUGCUGUUGCGGUCGUGGUUUAUUCCACUUCUUUUAGUAAUUACACUGUGAUAGAAGAGAUGAUGAAUGAACUUCGAAUUUUCCCGUGACUAGAGGACAAGUAUCUUUGUUUCAUGCCUCGGUCACAGUUGGUCACGUGAUGGUAAAUGUCGCGGAGGUUGCGCAGGCGGCGAGCAAAUUAGGCGAGCUAAAAGAAGCCCUUAGAGCUGACGACCUUUCGGCUGCGCAGAACACUCAGCGAGGAUUGUUGGAGGACGCAACACACGAGAGACCAGUAGUUGUUAUGGUUUACCGAACAAUUGUAUUCUUCACUACCAUUCAUGAUCUUGACUUGUUUUCCAAUAGGAAGGAAUAAGAAGUCAACAAGGAUGAUCUCUCUGAAGAAUGUAAUGGCGCAACCCCUGCUAAGGUACAGUCGGAUGUUGUUGAGGGUCGUGCCUUGGCAAGAGAAGGAGGAGGAGGAGGGCACUCAGCUGCUCUGUUUAGCAGUGGUGGUGCGGAAUUUGGGGGUCUAGAAUUUGUUCCCGCACGAUCAAGUGGUGCGCGUGUGAUCCAACAAAGCGGCUACUCUGUAGG